Mus caroli (Ryukyu mouse) is the source of this 1953-nucleotide messenger RNA. It is a transcript of the gene Agpat4, whose product is annotated as 1-acylglycerol-3-phosphate O-acyltransferase 4. Gene Ontology annotation, molecular function: 1-acylglycerol-3-phosphate O-acyltransferase activity. The record is from RefSeq and is a predicted model, not a curated record. NCBI's taxonomy places the organism in Eukaryota, Metazoa, Chordata, Mammalia, Rodentia, Muridae. Gene Ontology annotation, cellular component: mitochondrial outer membrane; endomembrane system.
UUUUUUUCCCUUCCCGAAGGGUCCACCCCUUUGGGUGGAGUCUCGCUUUUUCUUUCCAGUGUUGGCUGACUUACAGCUUCUCUAAAGUAGAGGCAGUUUCUGAACCUCCGGCUCCUGCCUCGCAGUUCUGGCUUGUGAGCACCAAUGCAAAGAACUGCCUGGAGCGAGACACUUUCCUGAGCCCCGGAUCUUCCCCCCUUCUGGAACUAUCCCACCAUACAGAUUUAUCUCUUUUGAGAAUCCCCACACCAUGGACCUCAUCGGGCUGCUGAAGUCCCAGUUUCUAUGUCACCUGGUCUUCUGCUACGUGUUCAUUGCCUCGGGGCUCAUUGUCAACGCCAUCCAGCUGUGCACACUGGUCAUCUGGCCCAUCAACAAGCAGCUGUUCCGAAAGAUCAAUGCCAGACUCUGCUACUGCGUCUCCAGCCAGUUGGUGAUGCUUCUGGAGUGGUGGUCAGGCACGGAGUGCACCAUCUACACCGACCCGAAGGCCUGCCCCCACUACGGGAAGGAAAACGCCAUCGUGGUCCUCAAUCACAAGUUUGAGAUUGACUUCCUCUGUGGCUGGAGCCUGGCUGAGCGCCUGGGGAUCCUGGGGAACUCCAAAGUCCUGGCCAAGAAAGAGCUGGCUUAUGUCCCAAUCAUUGGCUGGAUGUGGUACUUCGUGGAAAUGAUCUUUUGCACGCGCAAGUGGGAGCAAGAUCGGCAGACGGUUGCCAAGAGCCUGCUGCACCUCCGGGACUACCCAGAGAAGUAUCUGUUCCUGAUCCACUGUGAGGGUACACGGUUCACAGAGAAGAAACACCAAAUCAGCAUGCAGGUGGCCCAAGCCAAGGGGCUGCCCAGCCUCAAACACCACCUGCUGCCACGCACCAAAGGCUUUGCUAUUACUGUGAAGUGCUUGCGAGAUGUUGUCCCAGCUGUAUAUGACUGUACACUCAAUUUCAGAAACAAUGAAAACCCAACACUGCUGGGAGUCUUAAAUGGAAAGAAAUAUCACGCUGACUGCUACGUUAGGAGGAUCCCCAUGGAGGACAUUCCGGAAGAUGAGGACAAGUGCUCUGCCUGGUUACACAAGCUCUACCAGGAGAAGGAUGCCUUUCAGGAGGAAUACUACAGGACAGGGGUCUUCCCAGAGACUCCCUGGGUUCCCCCACGGCGGCCCUGGUCUCUGGUCAACUGGUUGUUCUGGGCAUCGCUGCUGCUCUACCCUUUCUUCCAGUUCCUUGUUAGCAUGGUCAGCAGUGGUUCCUCGGUGACGCUGGCCAGCUUGGUCCUCAUCUUCUGUAUGGCCUCCAUGGGAGUUCGAUGGAUGAUUGGUGUGACAGAAAUCGACAAGGGCUCUGCCUACGGCAACAUCGACAACAAACGGAAACAAACGGACUGAUGUGGAAAAGUCACCUCCAGAGGGAACCGUGGGGGACGGCUGGCCUCUGCUUAGCCUUUGUAGCAGGGCUCAGUGAUGGAGACUGGGGGGCCCUUGCUGGGACAAACAGAAACCACAGCCCCUCUGGUCACAGAGUUUUGCCUCAGCGCUGGAUGUGAAAGGAAGACGGGUUUAGACCUUUCCCCUCCCCUCCUCCCUGUGUGAUAUAGUGGUUUUGGUUAUGUCUCUUUUCAGUUGCACACGUGUGUGUGUGGAGGGGGGUGCGCGCGCGCGCGCGNGUGUGUGUGUGUGUGUGUGUGUGUGUGUGUGUGUGUGUGAGAGAGAGAGAGAGAUGGGAUGAGGAGAAUGGGUGUGUGGUUGUGUGUGCACUGUGACCCUGUGACAGUAGGGUCUGGGAGGCUCCAAGGAAGGGCAGGGCCAGGGUGGAAGGGAAGGUGUCCCUGUCACCCCAUGGUGCUGCGUCUUCUCUAACCCUCAAUUGCCGGAGACAGAGUGAAAAGUGCUUUGGGUAAGAUGACUAAAUUAUGCCUCCAAAUAAGAAAAAGGAUUAAAGUGUUUGUCUGGGU